AUGUACAUGAAAGCUGCUGUUUCUCAGGCUCACACAUGUCAGACUGCAUCCAAAUGUGACUUUGUGUGUGACUGCGAGGACUGCAGCGAUGAGUGGGACUGUGGCUACAGAGGGAAGGCGUUUGAGUGUGACUUUGAGGAUGCAGCGAUGUGUGGAUGGACUUCCAUGUCCUUGGAUGCAGAAUACACCUGGGAGAGGCGUCAGAGAGGUGACACGCUGCCCGUCAGUGGGCCGUCCUCUGAUUUCACCACCGGGACAGCUACAGGUUGGUUUAUGGGAGUGAGUGCAGUGAACACACAACAUCUCAGCACGGCAGUUUUAAUCUCUCCAGAGAUGCAACAGUCUGCACCUACAUGUCGUCUUCGCCUCAGAUAUUUCAUGUGGGAUUCAGACCACAAAGGACUGGGCGCCACUCCCCUGUGGGCAUCUGUCCUUCACCCGAGCAAUCUAGAAACCAAAGUGUGGCGUCCUGAGGCCACCAGUGUGCGUGGUUGGAGGGAGGACACCAUCUUUCUGGGCCGUAUUUCCACACUUUUUCGAGUCAAAAUUUACUCGCAGCGGUCUAAGGGACUAAGAGGAGAUGUGGCCAUAGAUCAGAUGGAGUUUCUGGACUGUGAUCUGCCCUCACCCAUCAGUGUUGGUAUGGAGUGUCCAGCAAGUGCAAUGGAGUGUAAUCGUGAGGGCUGCGUGGACCUACGGGACGUCUGUGACCUCACUGACAACUGCGGAGACAGGACUGAUGAGGACAGCUGUGGAGAGUACUAUCGCUGUGACUUUGAAGACGAGGGCCUGUGUGGUUGGGACCUGCGAUCAGUGUCCGAUCUGAAAUGGGUUAGGGCUUGUCAGGAAACCAUCUCCUUGAAUGAUCCUCUGAAAGGACCAGGCAGGGAUCAUACCAACAACACCGUAUCAGGUCACUUCCUUUACGUCACCGUUCCUGAUGGGGGUCUCAAAAUGGACUGGGCAUCUUUCCAAAGUCCACUUCUUGAACCCGCAAAUAGUUCAUAUCCUUGCAAGAUGGUGAUGUACACUCACCAGUUUGGGCCGAGGUCUGGUGGCCUGACAGUACUGGUGGCAGAUAAAAAAAUCUACCCAGUGUGGGAGAGGGCUGGAGCCUUGGGUGAUGUUUGGGUGAAAGCAGAGGUGGAGAUUGUCACUGACUCUCAUUUCCAUAUUGUAAUAAUGGCAGCUAUCAGGGACGAGGCUUAUGGAGGUAUUGCUGUCGACAGCAUUGUGUUGUCUCCUGAAUGCCGCAUAUCAGAAGAAAAUUAUACUAUGGCGGCAUUUCCACCUUCUCCUCAAGCACCGUGCACUACACCGGACAAGUUGUGCAAUUUCAACAGUGACUGUCCAGAAUCAGAGGAUGAAGCCAAAUGUGGGGAUUUCUCUUACGCUAGCGGAAGCUCAGGCUGGACUGAUAUUAGCAUUGGGAAUCAAGCUUGGAAUCUGUUCAAAAAUUCCACAAGCAAAGAGGAGUACCUGUUUGUGUACAAGGCCCCGGGCCAGCAGCUCACUGAAGCCCAAACACGGACCCCUCUCCUGGGACCCUCCGGCCCAGCCUGCACCCUCAGCUUUGAUUAUGCACUAACUGGAAAUCCAGCUCACAUUGGUGAGCUGUCAGUCCAGGUGAUUGACAGCUGGCUGGGCAAGCAGCCUAAGCUGUGGGAGUUCAGUGGGAAGACAGGAAAAGUGGAAGGGGUGUGGGAACAUGCUGAGGUAGUUAUUGGAGCCCGGAAGAAUCGCUUCCAGCUGUUGUUUGAAGCACGUGCAAAGAAGCUGUGUCCCUGUGCCAAGAUUAGAGUGCAAAACGUUCGCUUCGUCGACUGCCACGCUGAAUAUCUUCCAUCCUCUCCAACAAAGCUUUCAUGUAACUUUGAGGAAGGACUGUGUGGAUGGUAUCAGGACAACAGUGACAACUUUGACUGGACGAUGCUUAAAGGGAACGACCACACUGUCGGGACCGGAACAAGUCUUACUGUGAACAUGUGGAACCCAUCACUGCGUGGUGUGUUUGGACGUUUAUUCUCAUACCCGCAGGCACCAAGUACUACAGAGUACUGUCUGACCUUCUUCUACAAACUCUACGGGCCGAACACAGGUGUUCUGAAUGUGAAGCUGUUAGAUAAAGAUGGCUUUGAGAGCGUCCUCUGGACCCGCAGAGGAGCUCAUGGCAACAUUUGGCACGAAGCACAAUGCCCAGUUCCACAACAGCUCACAAAGUUUCAGCUGAUGUUUGAGGCGGUUCGCUCAGGCUUUGAUGGGCAGGUGGCCAUUGAUGACAUAGCGUUCGCUGCCAAGCCAUGCAGCGUGCCGAGCGUGUGUUCCUUUGAGGGUCAGAGGUGUGGGUUCACAAGCUCCGGUCAAGUUCGUUGGCGCCAUGGCAACGCAAGAACUGUACCUGGACCCAAAAAUGACCACACUCUAGAGACCGACCUGGGUUUCUACAUGAUGGUGAACACUGGAGCAGACAUCCUUCCCUCCGGCGUUACAUCAGUCCUCAGCUCUCCUCUUCGCCAUGGAACCGCCAAGACCGAGUGUGUCCAUUUCUGGUAUCACAUGGGUGGAGUGGAUCCUGGUUAUUUGACAGUAUAUGUGAAGAUGGUGAACGGAAAGAGGGUGAAGAUCUUCUCUAACAGUCUGGACCAGGGAGACGUCUGGCGCCAUGGCAACGGAAACAUCUCGACUGGCCUUGUGGACUGGCAGUUGGAGUUCCAGGUUGUGGGAGCCGGAGGCAAAAACACUCACGUUGCGGUUGAUGAUAUCUUCCUUGCAUCUCAUGCAUGUGAGAAUCGAGGUUCUAUGUGCAAUAUGGAGAGAGGGUUCUGCACCUGGAGCAACACUCAAGACAUCAAAAUGGAUCAACUGGACUGGGAGCUGACAAGUCACAAAGCAGAAAAGCACUACUUCACCCCCACUGAGGACCACACUCUGGGAACAGAGACAGGUCACUUCCUAUUCUUUCCAAGUAGCAACCGGACAGCAAUGAAUACAAAUGCUGAGCUGUUGAGUCCUCACCUGCCCCCAACCAUAGGCACUUGCCUGAGAUUCUGGGCCUACAGGUCGUCCACAUCGGACUGCAAACUGAACUUGUGGCGUCUGUCUGGAGGUCUUCAUGAGCAGCUGGCGGUGUUGAAUGAACUGGGAGGAGCGUGGCAGCGCUACGAUAUAAACAUUGUGUCUCCUAAGGAAUACCAGAUUGUGUUUGAAGGAAUCAAAGGCACAACAGGCUCUGUAGCUUUGGACGACAUUGAGUACACAGUCGGGGUCAACUGCGAUACGCAAGUCACAGAAGGAGGGCAAACCUCACAGGGAGACGAUACAGGAGGACUAGCAGCAUCCAUCAUCAUAGUCCUGCUGCUGAUUGGCACACUAGUCGGUGUGCUGGUUUACUACCUGAGAUACAGAGAGGGAAUGGCUUCAACUGUUCCAUUACAAUCAUCACCAUCAUCUCCUGGGGGUCGUGGUUUUAGUAAUGAAGGAUAUGAAUCAGACCUCACACAAGACCAUGUGGCGGUUCCAGAGGUGCAAAACCAUCCAAUGGAAGCAGGGUUCAUUAACAUCAAUAAUGUCUAUGAAACCCCUGCUGACAUGAAAGAGUUGGAGGUGGCAUGA
Scomber japonicus (chub mackerel) is the source of this 3612-nucleotide messenger RNA. It is a transcript of the gene mamdc4, whose product is annotated as MAM domain containing 4. The record is from RefSeq and is a predicted model, not a curated record. The transcript has 29 exons. Gene Ontology annotation, cellular component: membrane. NCBI's taxonomy places the organism in Eukaryota, Metazoa, Chordata, Actinopteri, Scombriformes, Scombridae. Bases 1 to 3612 code for a protein of 1203 amino acids. Gene Ontology annotation, molecular function: protein binding.